AUGAUAUUGGAAAAGACACCCAUCCAAACACAAGAGCCUCAGUCUGCAAUUUCUUUGUGGAUUAUGGCGGCAGUGACUGGAGUUCUUGCUUUCUACAGUAUGCUAAUAACUGCAGUUUUUAUUAAUUAUUGGGUAAGUUCUGCCUUCCCUGGAGGAAAACUGCUUUCCUCUUCAAAAGUAGCGGUCUUUGAUCCGGUGACAAUCCAGCAUUCACUCACGCUAGCAAAACCUCUUUCUCUCUUGCAAAAUUACCGCUUAGAGAGGCUGCCUCCCUUGUCUCACAGGGGCAUUAUAAGGCAGGAAUUCAACAGCGGAAAAGAGAUUUUUGAGUCCCAGAUACAGAAAUCAAAAAAAAAAAUGUACCAUCAGAGUGACUACAUGAACAUGACUCCCCGGCAUCCACCAUACCAGAAGAACAAGGGUUACCCCUCCUAUGCGCCAACACGUGACUACACUGCAUACCGGUCCUGGCAGCCGUGA
Messenger RNA from Opisthocomus hoazin, 480 nucleotides. The record is from RefSeq and is a predicted model, not a curated record. NCBI's taxonomy places the organism in Eukaryota, Metazoa, Chordata, Aves, Opisthocomiformes, Opisthocomidae.